Messenger RNA from Tetrahymena thermophila SB210, 870 nucleotides. RefSeq names its product UbiE/COQ5 methyltransferase. The transcript is spliced from 2 exons. NCBI's taxonomy places the organism in Eukaryota, Ciliophora, Oligohymenophorea, Hymenostomatida, Tetrahymenidae. The record is from RefSeq and is a predicted model, not a curated record. Gene Ontology annotation, molecular function: S-adenosylmethionine-dependent methyltransferase activity.
AUGGCUGAAUAGUAACAAACUAAUCCUAUUAAGAUUUCAUCUAUAGAAGAAGUUAAAUAGUUUUGGGAAGAUAACGCCCAAUCUUACUUAAGCAAAGACUAAGCUCAUAAUGGUUUUUAUUUUACACUUAUAAAUAUGCUCAAGUUAGAAGAGAGAAAAAACAUCCUAGAAGUUGGCGCAGGUGGUGGUUUUCUCUACAAUCACUCAUUACAAAGAAAGCACCCUGAAGCUAAUUACUAUGCUACUGAUAUAUCUGAUUCAAUGCUUGAUACACUAUGCAAAAGAAUGGGAGGAUAAUACACUCCAACUUAAACAACUUAUAUUCCAAACUAUAAAUUGCAUAUUUCGAAUGCAAAUGGUGAAUAAUUGCCAUUCAAAGAUGAAACAUUUGAUUGCUAUAUUUGCAAUUUGUGCUUACAAAUUACUACAAAUCCUGAUAAAAUGUUAUCUGAGGCUAUUAGAGUGCUCUAAAAGGGAGGAUACGCAGGUUUUACUGUUUGGGGAGACAAAGAAAAAUCUAAGUUCUUUACCCUCUCCAGUAAAAUUCUAUCUGAAUAAUUUGGAAUAUAAGUUCCUUAAGUUAGAAACAGCUUCCAUUUAAAUGAUAAAAAUAAACUCAUAAAAUUGCUAGAAGAUGCUGGGUUUACUAAUAUAAUUUGUUGGAGCCAAUUUUAACCUUUUCCAUAUAUUGACGAGUAAGAUAUACAAGCCUUGUAUACAAUUCCUAGUAUUAAAGAUAGCUUAAAAAAGGCAGGAGACAAAUAAGAAGAGUUCAAGCAAGCCAUGAUCAAAGAAUUCCAGCAAAUAAUAAUUUAAAAUAGAGAACCCAUUGGUUUAGAUGGUUUGAUGAUAAUAGCCAAAAAACCUUGA